This is a messenger RNA of Pterocles gutturalis (yellow-throated sandgrouse), 611 nucleotides long. RefSeq names its product DNA polymerase delta subunit 3-like. The record is from RefSeq and is a predicted model, not a curated record. Gene Ontology annotation, cellular component: nucleus; delta DNA polymerase complex. Gene Ontology annotation, biological process: DNA strand elongation involved in DNA replication; DNA synthesis involved in UV-damage excision repair; nucleotide-excision repair, DNA gap filling. Gene Ontology annotation, molecular function: DNA-directed DNA polymerase activity. Lineage: Eukaryota; Metazoa; Chordata; Aves; Pterocliformes; Pteroclidae.
GUUUAGCGCCAUUCAGUGUGCCGCUGCGGUCCCCAGGACGCCAGCUGAAGUUUCUCAAGCGCAGAUGUCUGCUCAGGCUGGUUCCCAGCCACCGAGUGACACGAAUGCUGUCACAGUACCUGCGGUCAACGGCCACGGUCCAUCAACUGCUAACAGCCAUCACAGCAACCCAAAGGGAUCAUGGGAAUGUUUGCAGCAAAAGCAGCUUCCAAACCCCAGGACACAAAUAAAGAAACGAAAGCAGAGGCAAAGGAGGCCCCAGGUGUCUGCAGCAAGCAGCAAACCCCCACCGAAGGGCAACAUUAUGAACAACUUCUUUGGAAAAGCUGCCAUGAAUAAACUCAAGGUCAACUCUGUGCCUGAGCAGCCAAAGGAGGAGAAAGAAGUAGUCAAGCCUCCAGUUCUUGCAGCAGAACCAGAGUCAUCCCAUAAUACUGUAGUAGAGAAACCUGGGAAGAAAACAGAGUCUGCUAGAAUUCAACAAAAGGACAAAAAAAGUAAAAUGAAGAGGGUGGACAAGUCAGACAACGAGGAAGAAAGAGAUUCUGAAAAUCUAAAGAAAAAGAGGAAGAGAAUCAAACAACUUCAGUCUGACAGCAGCGAUGAGGAAG